Molecule: messenger RNA, 3068 nt
Organism: Papilio polytes (common Mormon)
Lineage: Eukaryota; Metazoa; Arthropoda; Insecta; Lepidoptera; Papilionidae
Gene: Rbp6
Product: RNA-binding protein Musashi homolog Rbp6
Exons: 11
Coding region: 182-955 (257 amino acids)
Cellular component (GO): cytoplasm
Molecular function (GO): RNA binding
Source: RefSeq, a predicted model, not a curated record
UGUACGCAGUCUCCGUCAUAGGCGACACUUGUUUCUGUAGUUUGUAUUUAUUUACACUACGCGAAUAGCGCCAUACAUUUUCUAGUACCUGUUUGUAAGAGAUCAAAAGUCUUUAGAGACGCUAAGAAGUUGUGGAGUGAUGUAAGAUAUUUUUUUAGUACGGCAAAUAUUUGUAUAGCUAAUGGUUAAGAGAAAAAGGAUGAUGGUGACCAGGACAAAGAAAAUUUUUGUCGGAGGGCUCUCAGCACCCACAACGCUUGAAGAUGUAAAGAAUUAUUUUGAACAGUUCGGACCGAUCGAGGACGCCAUGUUAAUGUUCGACAAACAAACCAACAGGCACAGAGGCUUCGGCUUUGUCACAUUUCAAAGUGAAGAUAUAGUGGACAAAGUGUGCGAGAUCCAUUUUCACGAAAUUAACAACAAAAUGGUGGAGUGCAAAAAGGCUCAGCCGAAAGAAGUGAUGCUUCCAGCAAAUCUGGCAAAGACGAGAGCCGCCGGUCGCGGCGCGUACGAUUUCAUGUGGUCAUUGGGUGCUCUUCCUGACGGUUUCCCCGCAGCGUACGCCGCCUACGCGGCCGGCCGUAGCUACUCGGGCUAUCCUAGCUUCGGGCUGCCAUACCCAGCAGUUGACCUGACCAACGGACAACUCACGCCCAACAACAAUACACCGCUGCUCGCUCAGGCUCUCUCAGUGAUGAACAACUAUCAAGCGGCUGCAGCUGGGUUCGGUCCGCCCGCAUCUCCGCAUGCUGCAGGCGGGCGCGCCGGCUUCCCCGCCGCCAGCUCGCCUGGACCUGCGCUCGACGUGUACGGCUCUGCUGCCGACAGCGUGGGCUAUGUGCAGGCCGCCAGCCCGCAACCCUCCGGCUUUCCCGCCAUCGCUGUCAGCCGCGCGCCCCUCAACUACACCCCAGGGCCCCUGAUUCCUGCGGCAUUUACCAAUGGUUAUCAUUGAAAAUGUUUAGCACAAAUAUAUAACGUGGCGAGCGGCACGGCGACGCGUAGCGAGCGUUGACGCCGGCAAUAGUCGCAACAUACCGCAAUUUUUGUGCCGCAAAUCUGAAUCCAGGCAACCGCUGCGAUACAUUUGCGGCGGAAGCCCUUGGUCCCGACCGCACCUCAGCCUGCGGCCGGCUACAGUCGCCGCGCAGUCGCCACGCAGUUGCCGCAACACCGCCGUGCAGACGCCGCGCAGUUCGCGCUGACGUCAUACAGUUCGCGCGGUCGCACGCCGCAUCGGCGACGGUCGUCUAAUCCGUCCGGCCACCGCGCGGACCGAUCCGUCGACCGCGGCAUCUCAAUCUCACACUGUACCCUUUUCCUCUUCGACCCCACUCUCCCAUUUCCCUACACUUUUCCUUGGAUCCAAAAAUACCAACUCUAUUGUAAAUAACGAUAUUCUACUUUUUGUCGUGUAAACGAGAUAUAGUCUAUUAACUAAACAGGUAUUUUUUCAAAUUCUCGCUUCGACUGUACUGUAGAUGUGUUGUCAGAAUAAUAAUAAACUACAAAAAAAUACAUUUCAUAAUUAAAUAAAUGCAUCUAGUAGAGUUUACUGCGGGGACGUAUUGUAUCUUAAUAAAUAUUUUAUUAUUUAUAGUUAUUAAAUACAGUGUAAGGUGUAUCCCGCACGUCUAAUCUUCACGUGCGGGACUUACUUUCGUUAGUUAGACAGUUUUUGGUGUGAGACAAAUAUGCUCACCACCGAUUUGUAUUUAGAUUUUUACUAGGACGCUUGUACGACACUUUGAAAUGUUCAGAAUUAAUAAGAGGAUCGAUGUUAUUGGCAAUAAGCUUUUCUCCCUCCCUCAUGUUCCGCGUGUACAGAGUUGAGUUUGUCGGUAGCGGUUUGAGUAGGCAAUGCCGGACGCGAUCUGCGACGGCGACGCGCCUGUGGCACGGCUGUACCGCGGCUGCGACGCGGCUGCAACGCUGCUGCGACGCGACGCGACCCCACGCCACGGCGACGAGUUUGCUGGACCGGAGACAAUAACGCCGCUCGCGACCGCUGCGUUCGCCGCGUUUCUUUUCGCUCGUCCACCAUCACAUAUUUUAUUCUAUCUAUUUUAAUAUUAAUGUCAAAUAUUAAUUAACAUAAUUACUAUACUACUGCAUAUUGAGCAUAUUUUAAAUAAUCGAUAUCAUUAUUUUUCGCCUAAUUCGAAUUGUAUAAAAUCACUUCUUCAAAUGACAGUUCUGUUUUAGUAGCAAACAUAUUUCGAUUUCUUUCGUAUUAAGUCUAUAUUAGUAACGCGUAUACAUACUUUCUAAUAAUAUGUAUUAUGGUAUGAAUUUUUAUCCUAAGGAUAACAUGAUCAUAUAUUUACGAUUCGUAAGGAUGUUUGGGAAGCUAAGUCGGAACAUUUCAGAUUCUCUCAUCGCGUUAAGAUAAUUCGUUUCUAUCUUGUACCUUUGAAGUAGGUAUUGUAAUUAUAAUGAAUAACAAUUUUGUGCAUUACGUAAUUAAUAUUUCAUUGUUUCUUACGAUUGUAUUUACCUUAAUGAAAGACCACUGUUGAGAAAUUGCGCGGCUCCCUUAGAAUCGCGGAGUUACACCGUACUUAGUCGUAUGUAUCUAAAUUUUAUUAAUCAAAAUAAUAAUUAUCGUAAACCGUAAAAUUUUCAUACUCAGAAAAGGUAUAGUUACCGGAAAACAAAACAUUUCAAUAAACCGAACACAGGGAUAUUAAGAGAAACAGCCAAAAGCGCAGGUUCGAAGUAAUAGAUUAAAUUAAUAAAGUCAAUUCAUUAAUCAUACUCGUUAGGUACUGGAGUCGAUCUCUGGCUAUCGAACUGUCGAACUGUCGAACUAUCGAGCAGUGGAGCUGUCGCCCACUCCGUCUAGUCUGCGGCCCCGACCCGCUCGCUACACACGUGCACUCGGUUGCAAUCGUUCGUUAUUUAAUAUUAUUAUUACUCAUUACCUACAUCAAUUAAACAUUAAUAUUAUAAAACUAGGUAUUAAAAUUUAGGUAAUAAUAAUGAACAAUCUUUUAAAUGCUAUUAUUAUAUAAAUACGUUAUAAAUAUAAAUGUUUCCUGUUACAAAAAAAAAAUAUUGAAAAUGAU